CGGUGAAUACCUCAAUUCUCAAGUAUUAUCAAUUUCUAUGUUGUUUUAGAACGUUAAAUAGGUUGUUUGGACAUGUAUGACGACACUCUCUACCCUGGGACUUCCCCAUAUGACCCAGAUGAUAAUGUUGACUUUUCCGCCGCGAUUAGCGGAAUGUACGAGAUAUCCAACCGGAAAGGGGCGCUAGAGCUCAAGGUAGACGUGGAUAAGACCGGGAGAUUCCGUAAAGGCUUAAAUUUUAUCAGUGGAACAGUUACCAACACCGAUAAAAGUUUAUGGCCAGAAGAUGCUUCGUCAGCAUUUUUCCGCUGUGUCAAGGAAAGCGUGGAGAAGACGUCAUCAGGAAACACCGCAUCGGUGAAAGCGAGCAUUAACGUCAUACUUAGUGACGCAGGGAGACGCAGCGGUGACGUCACCAUUGCUUUCAAUCGCUCCGGUGGAAGUUGGGUUUGUGACGUUACAGUGACAAUUGAAGGGAAACAAAAGGUCUUCAACAAUGUCACGAAAGCCUCUGACCAUUUCCGCGACAUUCACCUUGAUAUUGAUUACGUGGAAAAAGUUUAUUGGCCGGUAAUUGAACUACGAAAGUACAAGGGUGUGUAUGGCAAGAUGAAAGAUCGGAAGUUGGAUUUGUUCUCCGUGUUUGAGGAUGCUGGGCUUAAACUUCAUUACAAUCCUGAUGAUAGCCAAGAGGUUAAAGACCCAACCAAAGACACUCCAUGGAGCAAAGGUGACAUGUACGCUGUCAUGGAAGAUUUCUUCCAAGAAAACGAAUCUUCGGAUCAAAACAUCUGGUGCCUGCAAGCCACGCGACCUCCAGAUUCAAGAUACAUGGGAUUCUCAUUUGAUGAAGGGAAUAAAAGGGGAUUUGGGAUUUUUACUGGACAUACUUCAUUCACUGGAUUGGAGAGUGGUGAAGAUAAAGUAAAUGCUGCGGCAACUCGUCGCUUUCUUCACUACAUGACACAUGAGUGCGGACAUUGCUUGGGACUGAAACAUCCCUUUGAAGAAGGAAACCCAGAUUCUCUCACUUGGAUGAACUACGCAUGGAAAUACGACACCAAACACAAGCCUGGUAGUUUCUACAAAAAGUUCAAGUUCAGUUUCAGUGACCGUGAACUUGAGAUUCUUAGACAUCAACCUGAUAAGCUUUUCAAAUCUGCCUAUUCCCAAGAAACCGGAAAAACUUUCGAAUAUCAAAGCGCUCCGAAAUCUGUGAUCCCUGAUUUCCGUGGUUAUGAUGAUGAAGAAGGGGAAACACCAGGGAAAAUCCAAGCAAGGAAUGUUCGGUUUGAUAUAAAGUUUAGACCGGAACCAUUUGCAAAGGGUGACAUCGUCGAAUUUGAAGCGACAGUGCAAAACAUUGGAAAACUUCCGAUAAAAAUCGAGACUGGGCUGACACCUGGUGGUGGGUUGCUCACAGUUUACGUCACUGAUCCCGAGGGGAAUGUGCAGAUCGUGAAACCUUUCGUUCUUGGGAUUGACUCUCCAACACGAAGUUAUGUAACACUUGGGAAGCCUGGAAGCAAAGAUGAUUCCGAGUUCCACAAAGAAAGAGUUCCACUGUUCCAAUCAUCUCAUGGUUCAUUGUUUCAAUUCACGGGAAAAUAUCACGUGAAAGCUGCUUAUGAGAGUGGAGACAUUAAAAC
Molecule: messenger RNA, 1649 nt
Organism: Ciona intestinalis (vase tunicate)
Lineage: Eukaryota; Metazoa; Chordata; Ascidiacea; Phlebobranchia; Cionidae
Source: RefSeq, a predicted model, not a curated record